AUGGGGGCUCCAGUGCUGCAUGCCACCCUCCUGCUGCUCUCAGCCUUCCUGGCUCUGACCCAAACCAAGAACCAGAGUUUUGCUGGUGAGUGUGGGUCUGGAGGGAAACAGCCUCUGCCUGGAGGAGCAAGAGCUAUGGGAGCACCAGGCAGGACCCGGGAAGCUGCUUCUUCUUCUCAUCUCCAAGCCAGACUCUCCAGCUCUCUUCUCUAUCCCCGGUUCGGAGCCCGGUGCUCUGAACUCCUCUCAGCCCACGCACCCACUGGAGAUCCCAGGAAGAGCUCGGCGUUUCACAGCUCUCUGGUUCUGUCUGCAGGUUCACACUCCAGGCAGUAUUUGGUAACCGCGACCACGUCUCGACCGGGUCUUAGAGAUCCCCAUGUCUUCAUUGUUGGCUAUGUGGACCACAUGCCAUUUAUGCGCUUUGACAGUGAUGGAGUUGCUCAGAGGAUCCAGGCAAGAGGACCUUGGGUGAAGCAGAUGGGGCCUGAGUAUUUGGAAAUGGAGAGAAAGAAUGCGGAGAGGUAUUCACACAGGGCUCGAGAAAACCUGCGAUUCGCAAUCCAGGUCUAUAACCAGAGCGAUAAAGUCUCUCACACCUUCCAGUGUUUAAUCGGUUGCGACAUGGGGCCAGACGGACGCCUCCUCCAAGGGCAUCAUAGACAUGCUUUUGACGGCCAACAUUACAUCAGCCUGAACUCGGACCUGACAACAUGGAGUGUCGCAGACAGCACAGCUCAGAUCACCAAGCGACGGUGGGAGGCAGAUGGUGUAGCAGAGGCCUUCAGUCACUUCUUGAAAGUCUCUUGUGUUGAAUGGCUGCAGAAGCACUUGGAGACAGGGAAGGAGACUCUACAGCGCUCAGAUCCCCCAAAGACACAUGUGACCCAUCACCCCAGACCUGAAGGUGAUGCCACCCUGAGGUGUUGGGCCCUGGACUUCUACCCUGCUGACAUCACCCUGACCUGGCAGGAGGAGGAGGAGGAGGAGGAACUGACACAGGACAUGGAGCUUGUGGAGACCAGGCCUGCAGGGGAUGGAACCUUCCAGAAGUGGGCAUCUGUGGUGGUGCCUUCUGGGGAGGAGCAGAAAUACACUUGUCAUGUGUACCAUGAGGGGCUGCCUGAGCCCCUCACACUGAGAUGGAAACCAGCAACUUGGCCUGUGGUUGGAAUAACUGUUGGUGUAGUUCUCCUUGGGUUUGUCACCAUUGGAGCUCUGAUUGCCAUUGUGACCAUGAGGAAGAAGAGAGCAGGAUCCCACUCUGUAGCCCAGGCUGUCUUGGAACUUACUAUGUAGAUGUAAUGAUGAACCUUCUUUGUCAACUUGACUGGAUUUUGUGUCUCCUGGGAGUUGUAAUUCUGGUCACAUCUGUAAGAGUGUUUCCAGAGAUUAAUUAAGGAUGGCAGCCUCCACCCCUGGAUGUGAGUGACAUCAUGCCUUGGGUUGGGGCCCAAGGAUAAAAGAACAAGACAAAGCCAGAUAAGAGGAUCUCUACUCUCUGCCUCCUCAUCUACUUAAGUCUGAGGAAUCCCAGCUACAUUCUCCUGAUGCCGUGUGCUCCUCCAUGCCUUGUGCCAAGAUGGACUGGACCCUCUUAAACCACAAGUCAUAAUAAAUUUCUUCCUUUAACUUGA
Molecule: messenger RNA, 1637 nt
Organism: Rattus norvegicus (Norway rat)
Lineage: Eukaryota; Metazoa; Chordata; Mammalia; Rodentia; Muridae
Gene: RT1-M6-2
Product: RT1 class I, locus M6, gene 2
Exons: 5
Coding region: 1-1299 (432 amino acids)
Cellular component (GO): lumenal side of endoplasmic reticulum membrane; membrane; phagocytic vesicle membrane
Source: RefSeq, a predicted model, not a curated record